CUGGGAAGUCCCGGCUGCAUAUAAAAGCUGAAGUAGCCGCGUUGGAGAUCGUGGCGUUCCUUUUAUCAGCAAGCAACAAGCAACGAUGAAGUUCCUCGCGAUUUUCCUCGCCAUUCCGAUUCUCGCCGUUUCGGGUGCAUUGACGCCUCAAGACGUAAUGCGCUUUGGGAGCGCGCGUCAAAGGUGCAGCAACGAAUAUACGGUCGAUCCAACCUCGAUAGAACGUGCUCGUGCUGGCGAGCGGGUUAACGAUCCCGAGUUCGACUGCUUCGUAGCGUGCAUUCUCCAGGGAAUGGAUUUGAUGGGAUCCGAUGGCAGCCUCGAUACGAACGCGGCGAUCGACAAGGUGCCAAACGCCCCGUUCCACGACGCUCUCGUCGCAGCCAUCAGUUCUUGCUCCAACGAAAGGGGUAAAAAUAACUGUGACACCGCUCGUCGACUCAUCGCCUGCAUCCAGGAUAAAGGAGUUCUUGCGGGACCAGGCAGGGGACCGGACCAUGCAGCGUGGGCCAAAUGCAUGGAAGAAAGCGGUCUUGAGAAGGAAAGCUUUCGCAACACCCCGCCAGAUGAUCCGAAAAAGAAAUGUUUCGAUGCGUGCCUCAUGAAACAUCAUGGUCAUCUCAAAGAAGACGGAACCGUCGAUGUGGAGAAAAUGAUCGCAGAUUUGCCCCCGGAUGUGGAGGAUCGUGAACGUAUCAGCGGAGCUAUAACUGAGUGCGCUGCCAACAAGAAUGACGAUCAGUGCGAAACAGCCUAUCUGAUUAGGAAUUGUCUUAUCGAGAAAGACGCCAUACCUUUCCCAGGAAAAAUGAUGAAAAUGAUGAAAAAGUGCAUGGCAGAAAACGGAAUCGAAGACUUCAAAGACCUUCAGUCGGGCGACCAAAAAACCAAAUGCUUCGGUGCAUGCAUGAUGAAAGAGAAAGGAAUUCUCAACGAAGAUGGAACCGUCGAUACUGAGAAAGCGGUCGCGAGUUUGCCUCCAGACGUGCCUGAUCGUGAUCGCAUCGCUGAAGCAAUUACCGAAUGCAGCGCCAAAAAGGGUGCUGAUGACUGUGAAACUGCUGGACUGAUCUGGGAUUGCCUUCAAGAAAAAGACGCUCUUCCCCCGAUGCCUCAUCACGGUCACCACCAUCGUCAUCACGGACCUUAAAAAUGGAAAACGGAAACGAUCAAUUUGCGUAUAUGGAACAACACUCACUACGGUAUUUGACUUGAUUUCAAGUCUAACUUUCGACUCCCAAAUGUGAAAUAAAUAUUAAUGAUUGCA
Venturia canescens is the source of this 1267-nucleotide messenger RNA. RefSeq lists its product as uncharacterized. The transcript has 11 exons. NCBI's taxonomy places the organism in Eukaryota, Metazoa, Arthropoda, Insecta, Hymenoptera, Ichneumonidae. The coding region runs from base 86 to 1150 and encodes 354 amino acids. The record is from RefSeq and is a predicted model, not a curated record. Gene Ontology annotation, molecular function: odorant binding.